AUGGAAGAACUCCUACCUUCUGUAUCCAUCGAUAGGGCAGAUUAUCGAGCCUGUCGCACAACCUAUGGCUGUCUGUCCAGCACCUACAAGCGUUCCAAUGACUCCAACACUCCAGAGAAGGAAUACAAGGAGUUACAAGCGCUUGAAAAGACUCUGCGUCACCGUCUCUCCAGUCUCGAUGCUGACAGAGGUCUUCCGCGCAAAUUCAAGGGUCUACUCGACGAUCUCAAAUCAGGUGUCGACGGUGCACUCGACCGCGGUGUAUCCACCGACUUUCUAACUCAAGGUCUGAAAGACUCGUUGGAAGAUAAGCCAGACGCUACACCUGCACCGAAGCCCGUGCCACCGAAGAUGGUAUCAGAGAAGCGGUUCAAAACAGUGUUGGACGAACUUCGCAACGAGAAAGAGAAGAACCGGAAGCCCAAUGAAGAAAACAAUCGCAUGGCUUUAGAACUCAAACAGUACCAGAUGCGCGAGAGGUUGGAUCCGAAGCCUAGCAGUGCGCCAGGCGGAGAAUGCACUCUGGAAGCACGCAGACUAUGA
Messenger RNA from Alternaria alternata, 543 nucleotides. RefSeq lists its product as hypothetical. The record is from RefSeq and is a predicted model, not a curated record. The transcript has 2 exons. NCBI's taxonomy places the organism in Eukaryota, Fungi, Ascomycota, Dothideomycetes, Pleosporales, Pleosporaceae. Bases 1 to 543 code for a protein of 180 amino acids.